This is a messenger RNA of Darwinula stevensoni, 321 nucleotides long. The record is from the annotation of a GenBank genome assembly. NCBI's taxonomy places the organism in Eukaryota, Metazoa, Arthropoda, Ostracoda, Podocopida, Darwinulidae.
AUGCUCGGGCUCGCCCUCUACGUCUACGAAUACCUUCUCCACGUUGGUGCUCAGAAAGCAGCCCAAACUUUCCUCUCGGAAAUAAGAUGGGAGAAGAACAUCACCCUCGGGGAGCCUCCGGGUUUCCUUCAUUCCUGGUGGUGUGUCUUCUGGGAUUUGUACUGCGCAGCACCAGAAAGAAGAGAUACCUGUGAGCACUCCAGCGAAGCCAAGGCCUUCCACGACUACGGCUUCGUGAACUCAGGUUAUGGGGUGAACGGCAUCGCUCAUGUGAGUCCCAUGCUUCCAUUCCUCUCAAAAGACACGUCGUAUCACGUGUGA